CUUCCAUCCAUCCCUCCUCCCACUCUUCAAACCCAGAAUCGAGUAACGGUUAAUUUCUUGUCCACUCUCUCCUUUGGCACCGUGGAAGGCAGAAACUUUGCACCGCAUAACGCAGACUGGCAUCUUCCUCCAAGCGAUUCCAAACGACUGAUGCUCUUUCACGCGUUGAGAAAGUGGAGAUGAACCAGUUCGACGCUUAAAGAGAGGCAUUAAAAAAGUUGUGGAUGGUUACUUUCGCGCACAAAUAUUUAAAGGACUAUUUUGUCUCCAUAAGUUGCAGGGCUGUGCAGGAGCAGGUCAAAUUCUUCCCUCAGCAAACCUAUCCUCCGCAGGCAGGCUGGAAGACCAUCCACCCGGGAGAUCACAGCGAAUCCGAAGAGCGCAGAUGAUCGCAUCUGGUGUUUGUGGCGUCGCGCUGGUGCUGGGGUUGGUGGUUCUGAUUCCGGUGGUGGUGAACUCCGCCGGAACUCCAGCCCGCUAUGAGAUGCUCGGAUCCUGUCAAAUGGUGUGCGACUCCCACGGGACCGCAGCUACGGCUACAGCCAAGGCAACCAACCCGAUCAAAGACAACCGCCUGGUUCAGUCGCUUCCCACGUUCAUUCAGGGUCCUCAAGGAGAGCCGGGACGCGUCGGGAGGAUGGGUCCCAGGGGUCCGAUGGGGGAACCCGGGCCACCUGGACCCGCCGGUCCGCCCGGGGAGAGGGGGCCACCUGGCCCUCCGGGUCCACCGGGGGCACCGGGAGCGAACGGGCCAAACGGUGCCAUCAGUGCAGCCACUUACAACACCGUCCCCAAGAUAGCCUUUUACGCAGGACUGAAGAAGCAGCACGAGGGAUAUGAAAUACUGAAAUUUGACGAUGUUGUUACAAACCUUGGAAACCACUAUGAUCCCUCUAGCGGGAAAUUCACCUGUUCGAUACCGGGGAUUUACUUCUUUGUUUACCAUGUGCUGAUGAGAGGCGGGGAUGGAACAAGCAUGUGGGCUGACCUCUGUAAAAACAACCAGGUGAGAGCCAGCGCCAUCGCCCAAGACGCCGACCAGAACUACGACUACGCCAGCAACAGUGUGGUUCUUCACCUGGAGCCCGGGGACGAGAUUUAUAUUAAGCUGGACGGCGGAAAGGCGCACGGGGGCAACAAUAACAAGUACAGCACCUUCUCCGGCUUCAUGUUGUAUGCUGAUUGAAACACGGACAGAUCUGCUGAAGAGACGAGAAAGAGAGAGAGAGACUGGGAGGAUAAAAGAGCUUCUCUGCAUAUAGCUUGCUUCACCGCUCGUGCUCAGUUCAAUGUCAGCUGGAUUAUUAGAGGCAGAGCUCACCGUUUCUAUAACUCGAACAGAAUCAGCAGUGAUGUGGAGGAGGUCAUGCAAAAACAGAAAACUGUGCUGGGCAAUAGCGACGAGCUGACAGUGUAAUUACAAAACCAAAAUAACAGUUUUAAUUUGUACAGCACCCACUUGUACCCUUGUCACAUUGAUUAGUGUCGCUCGUGCUCCCUGAAUGAAAUGUCGUGCUUUAUGAAUUAAGUUUGCAGACGGUAGCUCGUGUGGUUACACAUAUCCCUGUAGAUGGAAAGUUUAUAAUGUGAUGACUCACCUAUAGGUGCAAAUAUGAUAUAUAUAUAUUCACAUGACUGCUUACAGUGCUGUUAAACCAUUUGUGUGCUUUAUUUAAAGGCAAAAAAAGAGUCACAGUGGGUGAAAUUUGGAUGAAAAUGUUGAAAAACUGUAGUUAUGCAUGUUUAAUCAAAAUGACAUUUUAACACUGUGCAACAUUAAGAAACUUGAAAAGAAAAAACUGUAAAGGGCCAUUCGUACUGAUGCACGAAUUCAUCAGUGUAACUCGUUUUUCUUGCGUGUGUCAACAUGGCAUCUGGUUGAGACAACAUGGUGGUCUGGUGGUUAGUCACAAAACUGGACAGCCACCGCUGACAGAAAUGUUAUAUAACGCUCAUCAAUCUGCUUGCUGAUUAUUAAACUCCUCCAGAGUCGACUGUCAAUUCAGAUGUAAAAUGUAGUGCGGUAUUAAAUCCUCGCGCUCACUUUGUAAUCCUCCUCAGAAGAUUAAUCAAAGUUAGAUAGUUGUUCACGCCGCACAGUCAGCUGUGGCGAUCGCGCCAUUGAUCAUGUGGCGAAGUCACCCUGCGAGGCCACCUGUUCCCAGAUGAGAGGAGAACAUGUCCUUCAUCCGGGCCUGCCAGCCAGUCAGCCUCCCAUAGACACGCAGACACCCACCGAGGGGCAACAGGACAACUCAUCUAACACAGCCACAUUGUGUCAAGAGCAGAGCAGCAUACUGAUUAGUAAUGCGCUCAUUAUUUCCCUUCCAUAUAACGUGUUUGCAUAAGUGUCGCCUACGAAUACAAAGAGAGCAGCUAUGAUAUUGAAAUUACAAAUAACAAUAAAAAAAAUAGAAAAAAAAAUCAAUUAGCACCGUGUUUGUGAGCACCUGGAAAUAUUUAUCUUGGAUUGCAAUCACACUUCUACUGACGAGCAAAAGAUUUUCUCGUGCAUUAACAGGCACCGCGACCCUGCAAGGCCUCCUUUAUUAAUUUGCUUACAAAGUGAAUCAUGUAUAAUCACAAAUAUUUAAACAAAGAGAACAUGUUUUGCACUAAAAGAGCCUCUAUAAAAAUUCAAAAGCCUGUAAUUAUUUUCCUUUAAAAUAUAAUGGACGUUUUGUUUUGCUGAAAACGGUGAAAUUAAAGAAAAAUUUACAUACAACGGUGGCAAGCUCGUUGCUGUAUGAGCCCAAGAACACAUUAAUGCAUGACUCCGGAUCGUGAUCAGUAUUCAUUACGAGUCGUCAUCAGAAGACGAAUAAUAGCCGGGUGAAUUCGCCCUCCUCGUGCCUCUAUUUUUUUAAUUAUUUGAAGGUCAACCAGCAUUUAGGAUUGUCGAUAAGGAUCUUGUCCACCUGGUGCUGCGAUAUGCCCCUCGUCAGCAUCUUUGGCACGAUGUUCUUCAGGAUGUGAGAGUAGCCGUGGCCGCCGUACUUGGUCAGGCGGUUCUUGGUGUGGAUGUCAUGAGCGAUCACGAUCUUGUCCUCAUAGCCCUCCUUCACCAGAAACGCCAGGCUGAACACGAGAAAACAGUGGGGUGAAAAAUGAGGGGCCUCGGUCUUUUAGCCUUCAUUCAUAUAUAGGAACAAUAUAUAUAUACACAUGAGCAUAACUUAUUCAGCUCUAUUAACGUUAUGGGAAAUUUGUGUUUCUAUAUAGCGUUACUUUAAAAAACAACUACACGAUGAGCUCUUCUUUAUGGUGAAAGUAAAAGAUUUAAGGUGGAGUUAAGCUCCAAACACAAGGAUUUCUAUUACUGGACUGGACACUGAUUCCUGGAGGUUUCAAAAUAGUGAACAACACACACACACAGAAGAAAUCCUUACUCACGCUUUCACUCUCUGGCUGUCGCUGGGCAUGUCCACGUCCAGGUUGUAUGGAUAGUUCAGCAUCUCAGUUCCAAACAGAUCAUACUCCAGGUAACUCCCCAACUUAGCAAACUCCAGCAGCUCGCCUUCAUCCAAUAUCGUCCUUUAAAAAAGGCCAAAAUAAAGCUGAUAGUUAUGAUGCUUUGUUUGGAAAAACGAAGCUGUUGCAAAGAUGCUUUCCAGAUAAUGAUUCAUGGCGGAUCAGAAAAAAGACGGCGCUUUUUGAAAUUUGAAUUAUCACUCCAUGAAACCUGUUACCACUGAUAUUCAUUCCUAUUCUUCUGUAAUUUGGCAUACCUCAAUCACUUUCUCCUCAUUUCCCUUCCCUAAUGAAAAGGCUUCUUGACAUCCUCCCCUCCACUGAAACCAUUUCUGAUGAGGCUUCAAUGA
Messenger RNA from Neolamprologus brichardi, 3821 nucleotides. RefSeq names its product complement C1q like 3b (gene c1ql3b). The record is from RefSeq and is a predicted model, not a curated record. Lineage: Eukaryota; Metazoa; Chordata; Actinopteri; Cichliformes; Cichlidae. Gene Ontology annotation, molecular function: protein binding.